Messenger RNA from Naegleria fowleri, 645 nucleotides. RefSeq lists its product as uncharacterized. Gene Ontology annotation, molecular function: S-adenosylmethionine-dependent methyltransferase activity. Bases 1 to 645 code for a protein of 214 amino acids. The transcript is spliced from 3 exons. NCBI's taxonomy places the organism in Eukaryota, Heterolobosea, Eutetramitea, Acrasida, Naegleriidae. The record is from RefSeq and is a predicted model, not a curated record.
AUGUCUCCUCUCGAAUGGCUAUUUGGAAUUAAAAAAUUCGAUCUGAUCGCUCCGAUUUAUGACUUUGCCUUGUCAUUUAUUGAAAAGAAUACACUUUCACAAUUGAGACAACGCUUUGUGCCCAUGGUGGAUGGAGAAGUGUUGGAUUUGGCCGUAGGAACUGGUCACAAUUUAGCCUAUUACCCUCUUCACAAAGUUUCCAAAGUCACCAUGAUUGAUCUGUCAAAAGGCAUGUUGAGUAAGGCCCGAGAGAAAAUUGAAAAUGAUGAAAAUUUAAAAUCUCAAAGCGAAAAAUUUCAUCUUGUGCAAGGCCCAUGUGAAGAGUUACCUUUCAGAGAUGAACAGUUUGAUGUUAUUCUAAGUAUUGAUGUGAUGUGUAGUGUGGAUGAUCAAAAGAAAACUCUCGAUGAGGCAUAUCGAGUACUAAAGAGAGGAGGUAAAGCAAUUUUCGUAGAGCAUUUCAAAACGGGUUAUUUCUGGAAAGACUUGUUUUUGAGUGUAGUGACAUUGAUUACAAUGCCUCUGGUUGGAGCUUCCAUGAUUCGUGAAACGGACAAAUCCAUUGAGAAUUCUCAAUUUGUUGUGGAGGAAAGAGGAAAAGUGAAGAAUACAGGAUUUGAAUAUUUCAUUUGUAAAAAGAAAUGA